This is a messenger RNA of Colias croceus (clouded yellow), 3942 nucleotides long. RefSeq names its product microtubule-associated protein tau (gene tau). Gene Ontology annotation, cellular component: neuron projection. The record is from RefSeq and is a predicted model, not a curated record. Gene Ontology annotation, biological process: neuron projection development; microtubule cytoskeleton organization. The coding region runs from base 223 to 2469 and encodes 748 amino acids. NCBI's taxonomy places the organism in Eukaryota, Metazoa, Arthropoda, Insecta, Lepidoptera, Pieridae. Gene Ontology annotation, molecular function: microtubule binding. The transcript has 10 exons.
AGAGGCCGUAACAUAUCACAGCACACCAGCUCUUGCCGGCUUCUCUGACGGUGGAUGUUCUUACUGAAUUGCUAUUCUAAAAAUACCAAGUCUUUCAUAUAACAGUGAUAGUCAUUUGCGGCAUCUCGUUUCAAGGAGAUAUCGCAAAUAGGCGUCGAAAUCAUCGCGUGGAUAUGACAUAGAGCUAUAUUAUUGCUCCAAGAUUUAUUAUAACCAAGAAGUAUGGAGCAAACCCCGAAUAACAACGUCAGUCGGCCAUCGGUAGAGAAUCGUUCUCCGGGUAUUCAGAACGGCAGUGAGUCAACUGUACCAAAUCCAUCGUUUGUUCGGCCGCCUCUUACCAGAAACGACUCUCGUUCUGCAUUUCCAUCGCCAGCGCCUCGUCCGGCUGCACCUCAGUUGCAACAGAGACCCCAAUUUCAACCAGGAGGUCCAGUGACAAACUCUCCACAAUUGGGUCCUCGUCCUGGAGCCCCUGUACCUAGAGGAGCUAUUACUGGUGCACCUGGAUCGCAGCCAAUUCGUCCCCAGGCACCUUAUUUGCGGCCAGCAGGCCCUCAAUCCAUAAAUCCACAACAAGGACCGAGGCCACAACAAAGCCCCACGCAAAUCUCACAGAGACCGCCUGUACCUAACAAUUUGCAAUUCGGUCCUCGCCAAACUCCUCAAUUUGGAAGUGCAUCUACACCUGAAGGUGCAAGGCAGAGUUUAAAUUCUCAAUUAAACGGCUCACCAAAACAAAAUCCAGCACAGAAUACAGGUCAACUUUCAAGACAAUCAUCACAGGGCUCUUUAAAUAAUACUGAUUCUCCUCAGUCGUAUCAAAGCAAACCAGUCAACCUGGAUAAUCAAAAUAAUUCCAAUGAAAAUCAAAAUGUUAAUAAGGCCGAAGGUAACAAUGAAAUGCCUGGGGCAGGAAAAGCGCGAAGUUUCAGCAUUGCGGCAGCACCUGGUGCACCGAGCCCACUCAAAAUGGAAGACGAUAGACGCAAAUCAGUUAGUGCCGUCAGCGGAAGAAUUGAUGAAAUAGGUGCAAGGAAUCUCGGUCUUGGGCAGAUUCAAGAAAUACGAGGAAGUAAGGACGUUUUAGGCUCAAGAGAAAGUGUCAGAUCAGAAGCAUCCAAUGAAGGUACAAAAGAUAUAACUGAUAGACCAGAAUCGCGUUUGGCAGGAUCAAAAAUGACGGAGUCUUUUAUGGGAUCACUUUCUAAUUUGACAAACAAAAAGAAAACAGAUGAUGAUGACGAUGUUGUUUCACAAAACAACUUAAGUGUGGGCAAAAACGAUUCCAUGCAAAAUAAGACAGAGCUAUCAGAUCGUUCACCUUCUCUGACACGUAGUGAUGAUUCUCCGGAGCCCAAAAAUAUUUCUCAAAAUUCUGUUCUAUCUAACAAAUCCCAAAGUGUAACCCCUGAACCACAAAGACCAAAGACACCAAAAAUUGAAAUAAAGCAAGACACAAAUUUGGAAUCUAAAAAGAGUCCUUCAACACCGAAUAGGCCACUUUCUAAAUCUCCGUUACUGGAAUCAAAAUCCCCCAUACCCGAUUCAAAACCACCAACCCAAUUAAUGAAAAAGACUUCAGAGCUUCAUACAGCGGGACAAACACCAGUAGAUUCAAAAAGGUCUACUCCUCGGAAGGUUGUUUCUGCACCCAAAUCAAGACCGAAAGAUGGUGACAAUGACAGCGGAGUCGACGAAUCUACUCAAGGAAAUGACCAUAAUGGAUCUCCUGGAUCACCUAACAAAACCUUACCUAGUAAAUUACCUACUAAAGAAAAAUCAAGCAGCAGCCUUAAACCAAGUCUUUCAAGAUCUUCAAGCAAAAGUGCUACUGCAAAAACACCCGAAAAUCCUCCACCAUCGGAAAAGAAAAAAGUUCCAAUGAAUAAGGUUCAAGUUGGCAAUGCACCUUCCCCUAACAUCAAGACAGUGAAAUCGAAGAUCGGAUCUUUGGAAAAUACAACUUACAAACCAGGGGGUGGAAAAGUUAAAAUUGAAAACCGAAAACUCGAUUUUAACAAGGUAACUCCAAAGAUUGCUGCCAAAAAUGAUGCUUACACUCCGAGUGGUGGAGCUAAGAAGAUUACGACGACAAAAUUGGAAUGGAAUGCCAAAUCCAAAAUAGGAUCUCUUCAGAACACAUCAUACAAACCAGGUGGUGGCGAUAAGAAGAUAGAGACGGUAAAGUUGGAUUUCAAGGAAAAAGCCAAACCCAAGGUGGCUUCUACAGUUAAUAUUACACACAAACCAGGCGGUGGUACUGUUAAGAUUGAAAACCAAAAGUUGGAAUUCAAAGCACAAAGCAAAGUGGGCUCCCUCGACAACGUCAAACACAAACCAGGAGGUGGGGACAUCAAAAUAUUCGAUGAUAAAGAUUACAUAAAGCAGAUCGGUGGGCACUCCCCUCUCCCCAACAGCCACGGCCAGUCCCGGCAGGAGCCAGAGUACAUAUACACAUUUUAUUGACUAAGGAGUCCAGUACCGCCAUCACAGCAGCCUCCGAAAGCGGACGAGAAUCUUAAUGAGCAACAGAGUUAAAGCACAGAGCGAAAACUUUCGACAUUUCGAUACUAAUUUUUAACUAAAAGAGUCCAAACAUUUUAUACAUUUUUUUAUCUUCUUUAUUACUAAUUUUAACUUUAAAAUUAUUUGUAUCGUCUAAUUCAUAAAUAAUAGAGACUAAGCCAUUUUAUUUCGACUCAGCAUAUCUUACAGACAAUAUAGAUAAUUAUUGGGUAUUUAAUUAUAAUCCACCCUUGUAGGGAUUCUGGUUUUCUCACUGUUUGACCUUUUCAUUUAUAGACUGUAAGAAACUUCAUUUUAAAAUAUAAUUUUGCAAAGACGACUAAAGGUGCCAAUGUAGAUUCGAUUUUUUUAUUGUAUCAUAUUAACAUUCAAUUGUUUUUCACAACAUUUCAUAGUUUCAAAUGCGUAGGUACUUAGUACGUACCUAUUUUUGUUAAUUUACCACUACACUAUGUAAUUCUCACUUCAUGUUGUAUUAGCACAGUAAUUUUAUAUGUUUUGUAAGUACCACAAAUUAGAAACACUGGUAUAGCUACACUCUGAAAUACAAUAGUCCUGGAUUUGGGAAAUGAUAACAUGAUUAUCAUCUUUUGUCUACGUAAUAUUGUAUCGUCCUUUAAUACCUAUACGUAAUAAUAUAGUUUUUACAGAAACAUGAUUAAUGUAAUAUUAAUUGAUUAUCGGUAUAUAUGUUAAUAAUGCACCUCUUCAUAAGCUUAUUGUCACUCAUGUUAUUAAGUAUCACAGCAAUCAGUGUAUCAUCCAAAUAUUAUUUAUUAAUUAGGUACGAGUAUAUUAGAUGUUACAAAUGGAACUCGAUCAAAUUGUUGCUAUUAGUUAUUUUAAUUUAUUAGUAAUAAUUAUUGAUAGCUUUGGAACGGGAAGGUGAACGUGGUAAGACGAACGACAAUUUUCUGGACAUACGCUAUUUCAAGGUCAAAUUGAAGCUGAAAAUUUUUGAGACAAAUUAAUGAACUAUGUCCAGGAAAUUGCGUUUGGCAGUUUGACUGAUGAAAGUUAGAAUAAUAUGUUUUUUAUAUGUAUUAAUGAUUAUAUGAAGUAAUUAGUUUAGGUAGAUGUAUCUAUCGAUUUAAUGUUGAUGCUUUGAAGUCACAGCUUUGUUUGCAAUGUCACUAUUGUUACAUGUUAGUCGGCUGCAUUUCAAGAAAAUAAUUAAGUAUACAAUUAAAUUAAACGGUAUUUCUAUUGUAUUGGAUUUAUAAGUAGUAUUGAUGCGAUUUUCUAACAAAUUGAUACUAUUAUCAUCCCACAAGAACACAAAAGUAUUUACAGUAGUAUUAAUUAAGGAAACAUUUUGGAUUACAAGAUAUUCAUCCGUUUUAAUAUGUAUACCUACAUACAUGUACUGUAUUUGUAACUGUCUAAUUUAAUACAGAUUAACGUAUUAAUGUA